Molecule: messenger RNA, 552 nt
Organism: Cercopithifilaria johnstoni
Lineage: Eukaryota; Metazoa; Nematoda; Chromadorea; Rhabditida; Onchocercidae
Source: the annotation of a GenBank genome assembly
AUGAUCAAGAAUAUGCUGGGUGGCACAUUUCCAAGACCUAAAACAAGUUGGCGUGAAAAACAUGAAACAUUCAUUAAUGCUAUAUCAACAUCUAAACCAACCAACUAUACAUUUCGUUCUGAUAUGCCUUUUUCAUCAUUACCAAAAAUGACAGUACCAAAAGAUUAUGUUAAAUGCGAAUAUUGUGGGCGUAGUUUUAAUAAAGCCGCCGCAGAACGGCAUAUUCCAUUUUGUAAAACUCAACAAGAAAAGAAAGGACCAAUGAAGAUACAAAAGACAAGAUCACGACAUGAUAUCAUGAUACGAUCAGAAGUCAAUAAUUGUCACCACCAACUAAGUAAUAUAUCGUUAAGUCGUGAUAGUAAGAUGAAAUCGAAAAAAGAAGAAUGUCAUCCGGUAAAUAUUUCUUCAAGACGAUCAGAGUCAUUACAGAGGUCACAUGUUGAUAAUUGUAGUGGAAAUGAUCGACGAAGGGAGAGGAGUUCAUCACGAAAAGCUUCAUAUCGAGCAUCGGUACCCCGACGAUCAUCUCUUACCAGAAAAGGCACAUGA